UUGACGUUGUUGUUGUAAGUGGUGGAGAAAUUACUUUGUCGCUGGUGGUCCGGUUUGGGAUUUUACGCACCGUUCUCCAUAUGAGGACACUAAAAAGUUAGAAGUCGUUGGUACUGGAAACGUAUUUGCUACUUACAAGUUGGCACUUGCUGGAAAACUGAAUGGGACGAUGAAAACAACAUCUGCGAGGCCGCUAAAGGUGUGGCUGACAGACUAGCUGAAGAUAGAGGCCGACUCCACCUUAUCCAUUCGCUUUGCUGCCCUGUCGGGGAGAGCAGAGUACAGCUUUUUCUUUCUUUCUCUCUCUCUCUCUCUUUUUUAAUGCCUGGAUGCAACCCGCCAACUUGUGAAUUCAUGAUCACAUGACCGUGGAUAUGGACGCAGUCCUGUCCGACUUUGUCCGUUCUACUGGAGCUGAACCGGGAUUGGCCAGAGACCUGCUAGAGGGCAAAAACUGGGAUUUCACUGCUGCCCUCAGUGACUUUGAGCAGCUGCGACAGGUGCAUGCUGGGAACCUGUCGUAUUCAUUCACAGAAGAGCGAACGUAUCUGCCCCCUGAAAAGGAGAUGGCUCGGGUAGGACGGCCUAUACUCCAUCGCCAAGAUGAGGUGGUGCAAGCUACAGAGAAGCGUUUGUCGAGGGGUAUUUCUCAUGCUAGCUCUACCAUCGUUUCUCUGGCCCGCUCUCACGUCUCGAGCACCGGCGGUAGCAGCAAUGAGCCUCUUCUGGACACGCCCCUGUGCACUUUCCAACUGCCAGACCUCACUGUGUACUGGGACGACUUCAGGAGCUUCAUUGAGAGGGACCUUAUUGAGCAGUCCAUGAUGGUGGCCUUGGAGCAUGCCGGGCGGCUGAACUGGUGGACAAAAGUGGUUUCAAACUGCCAGAGUCUGCUACCUCUGGCAACAAGCGGAGAUGGAAAUUGCCUGCUGCAUGCAGCCUCGCUCGGUAUGUGGGGCUUUCACGACCGAGACUUGAUGCUGCGGAAGUCCCUGUACGCGCUGAUGGAUCACGGGUUGGAGAGAGAGGCAUUGAAGCGCAGGUGGAGGUGGCAGCAGACCCAGCAGAACAAAGAGUCUGGGCUGGUGUACACGGAGGAGGAGUGGCAGAAAGAGUGGAAUGAACUGUUAAAGCUCGCCUCCAGCGAACCGAGAAUACACUACAGCACCAACGGCACCAACGGGGCGGAGUCUUCAGACGAGCCAGUUUAUGAGAGUUUGGAGGAGUUUCACGUCUUUGUCUUGGCUCAUGUCCUUAGAAGGCCCAUCGUGGUGGUCGCUGACACCAUGCUGAGGGAUUCGGGAGGAGAGGCUUUUGCUCCCAUCCCGUUCGGAGGCAUCUACCUACCGCUGGAAGUGCCUGCUGCCAAGUGCCACCGCUCUCCGCUGGUCCUGGCAUAUGAUCAGGCGCACUUCUCUGCUCUGGUCUCCAUGGAACAGAAGGACAGCUCGAAAGAGCAAGCAGUUGUGAUCCCUCUCACUGACUCAGAGCACAAAAUGCUGCCACUGCACUUUGCUGUGGAUCCAGGGAAGGACUGGGAGUGGGGGAAAGAUGACACAGACAACGUGAUGCUAGCAAGUGUGGCUCUUUCUUUGGAGGCCAAGCUCCAGAUGUUGCACAGCUACAUGACGGUCACCUGGCUGCCCCUGCCAUGCGAGCAAGCCCCGCUGGCCCAGCCGGAGUCUCCCACAGCAUCAGCUGGAGAAGAUGCCCGGUCGCCUCCUGACUCCGGAGAAUCGGACAAGGAGUCUGUCAGCAGCAGCUCCAAUGGCAACGGAGACACAACCACAGGAUCAACAGUCAAUGGAGGGGGAUCUUUGGCCAAGAACAGCUCCUCCUCUUCAUCUAGUUCAUCCAGCAGUGGAUCAGCAGGGAAGGACAAAACUAAGAAGGAGAAGGACAAGGAUAAAGACAAGAAGAGGGCAGACUCUGUGGCCAAUAAGCUUGGCAGUUUUGGAAAGAGCCUGGGCAGCAAGUUUAAGAAAAACGUGGGUGGGCUGAUGCCAGGAAAAAAUGUUGGAGCUGGUGGUGCCAAGCAAGAGGGUGGGGAGAAGAAGAAAGGCUCAUUUAGAGGGAGGAAGGGCAGCAAGGAUAGCUCGCCUUCAGCCCACGCCUCUGAGGAUUCUGGGAAAGGCUCUCCCUCCUCGGGCAGCGAGCGUCUCAAUGGAGCCGGGAGCAGCAUGAGCAGCAGUGGUGGGAGCAGCACUGAGAGCGAGCCCUACAAGUACAGCGCUGAUGUGAAGGUCAGCCUCGGCAUCCUGCGGGCUGCCAUGCAGGGGGAGAGGAAGUUCAUCUUUGCCAGCCUCCUCACCACCAGCAACAGGCAGCCCUUCCAGGAGGAGAUGAUCCAGCGCUACCUCACCGAUGCAGAGGAGCGCUUCCGGGCUGAGCAGGAACAACAGCGCCGCGAGGCAGAGAGGAAAAGCAUCGCUAACAGCCUCCAACCCCCCAAGAAGGAGGUGGUUGGUUGUUCAGAGCUAAGUUACCGGCCUUACGAGCCCAAAGAGGAGCUAUCGGAGAACUCGUCGCCUUCCUUCAACACGCUUAAGCUGUCUCCUUUGAGUCCCUCUAUGUACUCGGCUGUUGUGCCCAUCCCCAGGCCCUCCUUCAUUGACCAGCCUCUUCCUGCAGCCUCGCUGACCCAGCAUCUUCACAUGCAUAGCUACGUUGAUAAUCGACGCCAGCUAGCUGGUGGCUCCUCAGCAAUCUCUUACCCUGGCCUCCCCUCGUAUGCAACCCUCCCCCGGCACGGCCCCACAGCACAGCCUCCCUCCCAUCCCCAGUACAAUAACUCGCAAGGCCCUUCCUCCCUGAGUCCUUCCCGCCUCGCACCCUCAUAUCCCCCCGAAUUCGACCCACCGGACUACCCUGGGGCUGAACUCACCACUGGGAACUACACCAACGGCUUCCGGGACAUGAGCUCCAAUCUAGACUCUCGGAACGGGCAACCCCCAGUCAGACACUACUCGUUGGGCAGUGCCAGCGGAUUGGCCGGCCUGCAGUCCAGCCGCUGUCGGACACCCAACUGCAACUACUACGGACACCCCGAGACAGGCAACUACUGCUCCUACUGUUACCGGGAAGAGCUGAAGAAGAGGGAGACAGAACCGGCCAUCCACAGGUUCUGAGCAGACCUCAUUGUGGCUUGAAUUUGACGAGUGGCCUUUUUCACGACUGGAGCAGAUCAGCCUGUGGAUGGACGAGGGAAAGGGCAACCAGCUCCCUCCUCUUUUAUUCUUAGCCGUGUCAUUACCUGUUGAAAGUACCAAGUGAGGCUACAUACCUACAGGAUACACGAGGUGGUCUUUGACUGCCAGGGUCACGUUAGACCGUAGAGUAAACUGCACUUCUGUUACAUUUUGCUGUGGCUCUUAUGCAGGCGUUGUGUGUGUGUGUGUGUGUGUGUGUGUGUGUGUGUGUGUGUGUGUGUGUGUGUGUGUGUGUGUGUGUGUGUGUGUGUGUGUGUGUGUGUGUGUGUGUGUGUGUGUGUGUGUGUGUGUGUGUGUGUGUGUGUGUGUGUGUGUGAGAGAGAGAGAGAGAAGUACAAGCUCUCCUCAAUUCUUGGAGUUGGAACGCCUUGCUACUAUCUCCUCCUAGUGGAGCGAAUGUAUAUGGCAGGCAUCAUACAUGACACUCAAUACAUGUACAGAACACACAUCCACACUAAGUAAUACUUACACUACAACAUAAACAGAGAUGCAAGCACAAACGGAAAAGGCAUGAGUGUCUCUGCUCCAUUUGUAUUCUGUGAUGUUUGGAUUGGUUCAUUAAGGGAUGUUUGAAGUCACAUCUGGUUAUAAGGUGAUUUCAGUGUUACAGAUACAGAUAUUAACACUAUUAUUAUUAGAUGCUUGUACCUCGGGAAACAGCACAAUUAAUCCUCGUCGAGUUGCUUUUUUUUCCUCUUUUGUCGCAUAAAAUGCACACUGAAACUGUUGUGUGAUGCUCAUGAUAAGCGUUCUGUAGGCUGCUGCGGUGCUAAUGUUACAGAAUGCGUUUAAGACGACUGCUCUGCACUGCACUCAUUUGGGCAAAGUAACUAUCACUUAAAAAAUUCUGCAUUUUUGUCCAAUUCUGUAAAUUGGAUUAUGAAGAUGUCAGCCCCCCCCCUUUUUUUUUCUUUAAUAUUAAGAGCUAUUGACCAGGUCACAUGAUUGACCAGGCAUUAUAGAACAAAGACAAGAUAGAAACAUAAUACGAUGGUAAGGUACUGUCCUGGUAUUUCUUGUGUUUGUUGGAAUGUUUUUCUUUUUGUACUCGGGUCUUCCUGUUUCCUGUUACUAUGGUUGAUGUUUGUGUGGCCUCGGGAUGCAAUAAUAUAUAAAAUGUGAGAUGAAACUUAACGUUCAGAACAGCAGAUUUUUGGAGACAACAGUCAAUAACUUAAAUUAGUUGAACAUUAGUAAGCACAUUUUGGGAUUUUUAGGAGAAAAUUUAUGGCUUUGUUACCAAACAUAUUGCAUUAAUCAGUGGCGAUUUGUCUCUCCAUGACGCAAACUGACACAAACACUCGCCUGGAUGUGAGAAACUGACAUGGUAUUAACAAAUUCUGGUUAUUUUUUUUAAUAUUAAUUUUAUAAUAUUUUCCCUCUGUUCUCUCUGAAGGUUUAGAAAUGUAAAACAUGUUUUAUGUGGUCUCCCCUGAAAUUUUAAUUAAUAAGGUGUUCUGAUUAAUUAGCUGCUUAUUGGUUUGGCUAUUUACUGCAAAUUCAGAGGUUCUGCUGAAGUUUUUUUUUUUUUUGCAUUCGGUCUGUCAAAGUCGGUUGUUUUUGCACAAAUUUGAGCACUUUUCCUUAUGUCUGUGAACUCAGAGCUUUACUGGUUUUUAGUUGGUCAUCACUGCAGACACUGCCACCUCUGGUUCUGGGAAAUCAGAGGCCACGGGUCAGAAAGUUUUCGUUGCAGGACGCAGAAGAACUCCAGCAUUUCUGUGAUAGUGUCACCAUCUUGCUCAGUGUCCCAGUUGCCUUUUUUCAGCAUUUGCAAACGAAGAGGCCAACUUCAAGUAUCCACUGCUUGCCUGCAGUUUUCACAAAUACUGUCGCCAAAACUCAGCAAAUUAUUUCAUGAGUCUGAUGAAGUGUUCAGUUUGAUUUUUGCUUUUUUUUUUCUUUAAGGCUGUUUUAGUUGUUGACAAAUUAAUUUCUAAUAUUUGUUAUUUUCCCCCUGUAAUUAAGCCAUGGUGAUUAACUUUGACAGAGCAACUCUGGUUGUUGUACUCUUGUUGAUUCAGUAUUUUCUUUUCAGACAUGAGAUACUUGACAUCAUGCUGUUAUUGCUUUUUAACACUGGCGACACUGAUGGCGAGAGCCACUGUGUACAUCCAUAUGUGCAAAAUACUUUACGUCAGCUCGAGAAGUCUGACUGUGAUUAAUUCGCAGUCUGCACCUCCACAUCAGAUUCAGAGAAAGAGGUCUCUCUCUUCUGGACUGAGAAAAGAAAGAAGUAUUAGUAUCAAAUAAGUAACACAGUCGGAGAUGUCAUGAAGUGGCUGUAAUUUGUGUUUCUGGUUUUCUCUGAUGAGCUAGUGUCAGUCAAUGUUUUCAUUUUAGUACAAUUCCCACAUUUCUUACAAAACCUAAAAGAAUACAGUAAUCCUCACCUGCAGCUGGAGCACAGCUGGAGCACAGCUGGCUCCCGCGUGACCGGCCUCAAAAGAAAGCGUCUGUAAACCUAAACUGGCAACUGGCAGUUGGCCUCGUAGAUUUGAUGUUGUGACUUUUACAGAAAAGCGAUCAGGGUGUCUGCAAAGGGCUUUAGAGAAGCACAAUUCAGUCUGCAAUACACUGCCUCUUCCAAACGAGGGCGCCCUUGUUGUGUUUUUCUUGGUUUGUGCUUUUCUCUCCUGCAAACCUGCAAACACACAAAAACCAAAUGUUUCUGACUAAUUUCUUCAGGCUUAAUUUCACUCUGUGUAACACAUUAUUUUCUCUAAUGCUGGUCAAAGGACCAGAAUUUCUUCAGCUUUUUUCUUUUUGCUGUGCUUUAUAGCUUUAACAACAUUAAAACACUGAAGUUUCGCUCUUUCCCCAAAAGGCAUUUGCUGUGUUUGUGUGUCAUCAUGUGUUCAUGAAAGUGGAUUUGUUUUCAUUGAGAUGAGACCCGACCGGCAAGUGUUUCUCUGAGUGGUGACGAAUGUUUUGUUUUUUGUUUUUUAAAUUUAAUUAUUUUUUUAUGUGUAUGUGUGCAUACUCUUUCCUUCCCUCCAUAGUAAUAAUUAGCUUACAAACCUUUUUUCAAUUUUAUUUUUUUUGCAAUGACAUGGAUGCCUCAGAAACAUGUAAAACAUCAGACUUUACAGGCUACGAACACUUUUUUGUAUUGAAGAAAAAAAACAGUGAGAGGAUGUAUAAAUAUGUUCGGAGUUAUUUUUGUAAGCCCAAAGUUUUACAGUGUUUUUAAAGGGUAAGAAUGUAUAUUGUUGGACAUGAAAACAGGUCGGGAUUGUAAGAGGCUGUAUUUGGGGUACAACUGGUGUUAAGAAUGAAGACAUUUUGGCUGUUGAAGGUGACCCUGCAGACGAGCCUUUUCGUACUCGAGGCUCUCUCAUUGCAAACUAAUUUCCUCAAUGCUGACCUAAUAAUUCGAGAAUAUAUAUUUAUAGUGAGAUUUUUUUUUAAAAUAGGGUUCCUUGUGGAAUGUUUAGUUGAAAUGAUUUUAGGAUGUUCUUUCUCACAUGGCUAAUUGUCUAGCAGUCUGACUUUUAUUUUAUUGCUUUUUUUUUGUUUCUUUAAUUUGUAAAUUAGGUUUUAUUUUCUGCAGCAACCAUUUGCUGUGCUAAAACAUGACAGGUGAUGUUGACCCAGCUUGUUUCCUCCAAACCAGAAGAGAAAUGGCUCAGAAUUAGUUCGGUGACAAAACCGAUCCGAUUAUAUUUUUCUAUAUCGUCGACACUGUCGUUUCUGUGAGCGCAGAAGAUUCCUCCUCAGAAACAUUAACAUGGAAUACUUUUGAGUUGCAUGGGACUGAAAAUGUUGCAUGUAAAUGGCAAACCAUUCUACCAAAUUUGUGCAUUAUCUGAGCUUAAUUUCAGCUGUCCUGGUAUUUUAGUUGGCUUUAUUUUAUUUUUUUUGAAUAAACAUUUUUCUUUUUUCCUUUUAGUUUUGAGAGGAGAGCUCUAAGGCUGUGUGACAGUGCAAUCUGGACAGAAAGAACAUCAGAUUUUAUGUUAGGUUGUUGUUAUUAUUAUUAUUAUAAUUAUUAAUUUUUUUGCACCGUUUGAAUAAAUUCUCAUUGUAUUAAAGAAA
Molecule: messenger RNA, 7247 nt
Organism: Oreochromis aureus
Lineage: Eukaryota; Metazoa; Chordata; Actinopteri; Cichliformes; Cichlidae
Gene: otud7b
Product: OTU deubiquitinase 7B
Exons: 12
Coding region: 363-3128 (921 amino acids)
Biological process (GO): protein deubiquitination involved in ubiquitin-dependent protein catabolic process; protein K48-linked deubiquitination; protein K11-linked deubiquitination
Cellular component (GO): cytoplasm; nucleus
Molecular function (GO): zinc ion binding; K63-linked polyubiquitin modification-dependent protein binding; cysteine-type deubiquitinase activity
Source: RefSeq, a predicted model, not a curated record